Messenger RNA from Pezoporus flaviventris, 1374 nucleotides. It is a transcript of the gene FUT7, whose product is annotated as fucosyltransferase 7. Bases 90 to 1133 code for a protein of 347 amino acids. Gene Ontology annotation, molecular function: alpha-(1->3)-fucosyltransferase activity. Gene Ontology annotation, cellular component: membrane. Lineage: Eukaryota; Metazoa; Chordata; Aves; Psittaciformes; Psittacidae. The record is from RefSeq and is a predicted model, not a curated record. The transcript has a single exon.
CCCUUGCAAGCUGAGCUGACAGGCCUUGGUGUCCUUUCCUCUCUCCCAGGUGUCAGCUUGUCACUGGAGGUGACAGCCAGCCUGGCAGUAUGCCCCGGGUGUCACUGCUGCCCCGGCUGCUGGGGGCCCGGCCCGCUCUGAAGGCAGUAGCCAUUGCAGUGGUGCUUGCAACUACCCUCUGGAGCCUGAGUUGCUUCCUCAGCCCUCCCCAGGUCUCCAGAGAAGCCCCUCAGCGCAUGGAGCCACUGCUGGUCCUGGUUUGGGAAUGGCCCACAAAGCAGGUCCCCAAUGUCAGUGGGGAUGUCUGCCGCGAGCUGUAUGGCAUCACAGGCUGCUGGCUCACCAUGGAGCGCCAGCUCCUGCACUGGGCGGAUGUCGUGGUGUUCCCCCACACCAGGCUGCAGCCCAGCAGGGACAGCCUGCCCAAGGACAGGCCACCGUGGCAGAGCUGGGUAUGGGUGUCCCUGGAGUCCCCCUCCAACACUAAAGCUCUAGCGGGAUGGAACCAGACCUUCAACUGGGUGAUGACCUACAGACGGGACUCAGACAUCUUCAUCCCCUAUGGCAAACUUGUGCCCAACCGGUCAGCCACUGUGAACAUCCCUGCAAAGACCAAUUUGGUGUCUUGGGUCAUCAGCAACUACCACAGGACUCAGAAAAGAGCUGAAGUCUACAAGAACCUCUCCAGGUACCUCCAGGUGAACAUAUACGGGAAAGCAAACAAAAAGCCACUUUGCAAGGACUGCCUCUUGCCAACGACAUCCAAGUCCAAGUUCUACCUUGCUUUCGAGAACUCCAUCCACCAAGACUACAUCACCGAGAAGCUCUGGAGGAACGCACUGAUGGCCGGCACCGUGCCUGUGGUGCUCGGUCCCCCCCGGGCCAACUACGAGCAGUUUGUCCCUGCAGACUCCUUCAUCCACGUGGAUGACUUCAGCUCCCUGGAAGAGCUGGCCACCUUCCUGAAGACCAUGAACUCCAGCCGCUACCGGCAGUUUUUUGCCUGGCAGAGGCGGUACAGUGUGAAGCUCUACACCGACUGGAGGGAGCGGAUCUGCACCAUCUGCAGCACCUACCCCAGCCUGCCCCGUGGCCGCAUCUAUCCUGACCUCGAGAGCUGGUUCAACACCUAGAGCUGGUGUGCUGGGACCAUCGGGGCAGAGGAUACAGGGGUGGGGUACAGAGGAUACACGGAGCAGUCCUAGACCAGGACAUGGGGCAGGGAUGGAUGUGGGAGUCUCUACCUCUCCUCCCAGCCUGGCUGUUGCCACACUGGGACCUUGAGCAACUACUUGUGACUUUAUUUCCGGCAAAACUGAGCGACCCCCCCACCUGACCCAACACUGACCCACCUCGCCAUGGUGCAGGAAGGAU